AUGCACUUUCCUUCUCUCCGACCUCUAAAAAUAACCAAUUCGCAUGGCUUUGCCGAAGUGCCCAUAGAAGUGGAAGAGGAGGACCAGGAGCCAAAUUUUGAUAUACCGCAGUCCCGUGAGGAGAAGCCAGCGGCUUACCCGAAUGGGCCAAUUUGCAUCUACGAAUCAGGGGUGUUUUUGUAUUUUGAACCCACUGCAGAGCAAGCGUUGAAUUACGACGUAAUUUUCAAUGUCGCUAGCGAAGUCAAGAAUCCCUUCGCUACAACUGCUCAUCCUACAGCAUCAGUAGCGAACCCAGCUCUGAAAGCUCCGGAAUACAUUCACAUCCCGUGGGAACACAACACUGACAUCGUUCCUGAUCUCUACAGACUGGUUCAAGUUAUCGACGACCGUGUCCAGCAAGGCAAGCGGGUCCUUGUCCACUGUCAGUGUGGUGUCAGCCGUUCAGCUAGUCUCAUCGUCGCCUACGGGCUGUACAAAAACCCAGGCAUCAGCGUCCAAGAGGCUUAUGAUGCUGUCAAAAAGCGGAGUAGAUGGAUAGGUCCGAACAUGAACUUGAUCAUGCAGUUACAAGAGUUUAGGAACGGACUCUUACGA
Mytilinidion resinicola is the source of this 597-nucleotide messenger RNA. RefSeq names its product DSPc-domain-containing protein. The annotation marks the transcript as partial. Gene Ontology annotation, biological process: negative regulation of MAPK cascade; protein dephosphorylation. The transcript has 2 exons. Lineage: Eukaryota; Fungi; Ascomycota; Dothideomycetes; Mytilinidiales; Mytilinidiaceae. The record is from RefSeq and is a predicted model, not a curated record. Gene Ontology annotation, molecular function: protein tyrosine/threonine phosphatase activity; MAP kinase tyrosine/serine/threonine phosphatase activity. Gene Ontology annotation, cellular component: cytoplasm; cytosol; nucleus.